This is a messenger RNA of Wickerhamiella sorbophila, 825 nucleotides long. RefSeq names its product Exosome complex component RRP43. Bases 1 to 825 code for a protein of 274 amino acids. NCBI's taxonomy places the organism in Eukaryota, Fungi, Ascomycota, Dipodascomycetes, Dipodascales, Trichomonascaceae. The transcript has a single exon. The record is from RefSeq and is a predicted model, not a curated record. Gene Ontology annotation, biological process: U4 snRNA 3'-end processing; U5 snRNA 3'-end processing; nuclear polyadenylation-dependent rRNA catabolic process. Gene Ontology annotation, cellular component: cytoplasmic exosome (RNase complex); nuclear exosome (RNase complex).
AUGGAACCGAGGAGUUUCCCGCCAGAUGUGUUUGCGCGGCUGGCACCGGAGAUCUAUUUCGAGCGAUUCCUGGAGCAAGGCUCCCGGCCCACGGGCCGCAAGUUCACAGAGUUCCGCCCGCUCCUAGUCCAGCAGGGCCGCCAAAGCGAACUGGCCCCUUCUGCAUUGGGAUCUGCCGUGGUGAGAGCAGGGCAGGCCACAGUCAUUUGUGGAAUAUCCGGCGGGCUGACCGACUUUGAAAACGAGGGCGGUGUCUAUGCUAAUGUAGAGAUCCACAGAGGUGGCCGCAGUGGUGCCCCAACUGCCGAGGAGAUGGUGUUGACCCGAAGAACGCACGAGCUGAUUUUGGCCGCCCAAAUUGACCCAUCUAAUUUCAAGAUCGAUAUUCCAGACUCGAUUGAGCCCUGCAGGAAGGAGCUCGUGCUCAAUGCUAGUAUCAGAGUGCUCAGCCGGACUGGGCCCUGUUUAGAUCUCGUUUGGGCUGCGCUGGUCGCCGCUCUCAACGACACUCGUAUCCCGCUGUUCGCUGAAGAUGAACGCACCCACAACAUCAUCCCAACUUGUGAGCGCAAGCCGCUUGUCUUGCCUGAGACGUUGGUGUCCUCUGUAUCGACGUUUGGCCUCUUGAAAUCUGGCGAGGUCUUGGCUGAUCCCGACGGACCUACUGAAGAAGCUUGCAUCUCCAACUACGUCAACGUUGCCAAAACCGACAAUGGGCUGCUCACAAAAUUUAGCCUGCUGUGUACAGACACGACGGACGGGGUUGAUGCUGAAAAAAUUGGAGAGAUUUUAUCGUUGGCAGGCCGGCCAGUGUCUACAGUCUAA